AUGAAUCGUUUUACAAUUCAAGCUCAAGCCCACGUUUGCUGUGAAUCCGAACAACCAACAGACAUAGCCACUUGGGAAGAUGUCAGUGAUGAGGAGUCGGACGAAUCGCCCAGGGGCCUGAUUCGGCCGGAAAGUCUUACCGUCACUACUAUUCAAGAACACGAGGGUGAGGUAACACUGCAUCCCACCAUCGUAGAGCCACGUCCUAUGCGCAAGCGUAGUGAGGCCGUAAGACGUAAAGAACCUCGCAAGCAACAGAAGCCGAAGACGUUUCUACACCGGGAGCCUGUCAUGGCUGCACCCAUCCUCUUUUCUUUACUGCAUACUGUGACUCGCCUAAUUGACCAUCCCAUCUACCCGUGGCAUGACACGGAAAUGUUCGUGCCAGGAAACUGCCGUAGUGUCGCUAAACAGAUGUUGAGAGUUACUCUCCAUCAGCUGUCCUCAUCUGGCAUAUGCCUCCAAUUAUUUGAUACUCCAAUAUCUCGAACGGACUCUUUUUGGAAAGUUGUGUCGCUCUCGUUGGCUGACUUCCAAGAGCUUUCUCCUGUCUACUUCAUUCAACUGCUCUUCGAAGUUGUUUAUUUUCAUAUUUUUUAUUUACCGAAGUAACA
Molecule: messenger RNA, 614 nt
Organism: Strongylus vulgaris
Lineage: Eukaryota; Metazoa; Nematoda; Chromadorea; Rhabditida; Strongylidae
Source: the annotation of a GenBank genome assembly